ACGCGCACCGCGGUGUGUGUGUGUCGAAAAGGCAUGACGCAAGAGGGACGGGCGCGAGAAAGAGAGUGAAGGUCGUCGGCGCUGCUCGCUGCGUGUACACUCCACUGCUGCUGCCCCCAGGAUACCCCUCUUUCGCCCUCAGUUGCGCUUGCUUCUUGGUUCGAUAGUUCGAGCCAGUAUAGGCUUCCCGAGAGCCAACCGCGCCCAACGGCCGCCCUUCACUAACUGCUUGCGCUGAGCAGCGUCGAGCUCUUGCAGCGCGCCGGCGUCGUUGUCCGGCCUAGCGGAGAAGGGCGUUUCCAGCCAUCAGCACCUUCCACAUUAUCUCACCUCUUCAUACUGGCGAGCCGCGCUGCAGCCUCGAGACUCGCACCCCCACCCGCCGCCACCACCACCAUGGCCGGCCCUAAGCAGCGCAAGAUUGCCAUUGUCGGCAGCAGAGCCGUCGGCAAAUCGAGCUUGACGGUGCAGUUCGUCGACGGCCACUUCGUCGAGAGCUACUAUCCCACCAUCGAGAACACGUUCAGCAAGGUCAUCCGCUACAAGAACCAGGAAUAUGCCACCGAGAUCAUCGAUACCGCCGGCCAGGAUGAGUACAGCAUCCUCAACUCGAAGCACUUCAUCGGCAUCCACGGCUACAUGAUCGUCUACUCGGUCGCCAACAAGCAGUCGUUCGAGAUGGCCCGCAUAAUACGCGACAAGAUCCUCAACCACCUGGCCGCCGAAUACGUCCCGCUUGUCAUCGUCGGCAACAAGUCGGAUCUGCGUCCGGAGCAGCGCCAGGUCACCGCCGAGGAGGGCAAGGCGCUGUCGACGGAGCUGAGCUGCGGCUGGACCGAGGCCAGCGCGCGCUACAACGAGAACGUGCAGAAGGCGUUUGAGCUGAUGAUUGGCGAGAUCGAGAAGAGUCAGAACCCUGGCGAGCCCGCCGGCGGGAGCAAGUGCGCUGUCAUGUAGACGAUGACUGACGUGUGCGAGCGUGCAGACGAAGACCGGUUGGCUCAGCUGGGGCGUCCGCCGGUGAAGAAGCGGUGGGACAAGGUCAAGGAUGAGUGCAAGCUCUCCUAGGGUGAGAGGAGAUGGGGGGUAUAUUAUACGUUUGUCAAGGAACGGAUUAGACUUAGACGGUUGGGUUCGCGUGUUUCUGGUCUCGACGAGAUGUAAUGGCGUUCAGAGCCGAGGUGUAAUGGGCGUUUGGAAUGAAUGGGAUCAUUGUCUUGCAUGAUUGUAUCUCGCUGUGCUGCUUCAACAGAUCCUGGCCCCCUCGGAAGUCGACGUACAGUUCCACCGUCGUAUCUUACGGGAUCACAGUGGCUUACAAUGCAAACCGGGCGUGUUGUAGCUGCAUUUAGAAGAACGCGGGACACGGUACUGGUUCAAAUUAUGCCGCCGUAUUA
Molecule: messenger RNA, 1397 nt
Organism: Paraphaeosphaeria sporulosa
Lineage: Eukaryota; Fungi; Ascomycota; Dothideomycetes; Pleosporales; Didymosphaeriaceae
Product: rheb small monomeric GTPase RhbA
Exons: 4
Coding region: 397-957 (186 amino acids)
Biological process (GO): small GTPase-mediated signal transduction
Cellular component (GO): plasma membrane
Molecular function (GO): GTP binding; GTPase activity; GDP binding
Source: RefSeq, a predicted model, not a curated record